This is a messenger RNA of Pelmatolapia mariae (spotted tilapia), 1140 nucleotides long. Its product is annotated as protein phosphatase Mn(2+)-dependent 1K-like. Gene Ontology annotation, biological process: peptidyl-threonine dephosphorylation. The record is from RefSeq and is a predicted model, not a curated record. The coding region runs from base 1 to 1140 and encodes 379 amino acids. The transcript is spliced from 8 exons. Lineage: Eukaryota; Metazoa; Chordata; Actinopteri; Cichliformes; Cichlidae. Gene Ontology annotation, cellular component: mitochondrion; cytosol; nucleus. Gene Ontology annotation, molecular function: cation binding; protein serine/threonine phosphatase activity.
AUGUCAUCUGCAGUGCUGUUCAAUAUGCUGCGUUGUGGUCGCUCCGCAAUCGCCAGACAAACCUUCCUCUCCAUACGAUCCUCACCAGAAACCUCCACAGCCUCUGGACAGGUGGGCGGGGCAUUGUUCGGGAUGGUGGGCGUGCGGCAGGGAAGUGGAUCAGUCGGAUUGGACGGUGACAUCAGCGUCCGUCCAGUGACCUGGGACUCAUUUGGUAUUUGGGACAACAGGAUAGAAGAACCAAUACUACUGCCCUCCAGUAUCAGAUAUGGAAGACCCAUCCCACAGGUCAGUCUGUCUCGGGUCGGCAGUACGUCUGUUCUCGGUCUUAGGAAUCAGAACGAGGACCGUCUCCGCAUCGGCCGUAUUCAUGACAACCUACUGUACUUCGCUGUGUUCGACGGCCAUGGUGGCCCGCAUGCUGCCGACUACUGCUACACCUUCAUGGAGAAAUUUAUCAGAGAUGCUUUGGAACAGGACGAUGAUCUGGAGAAAGUUUUAAAGAAAGCCUUUUUAGAUGCUGACAAGGCUCUACACACACAUCUCAGCUACUUCAACAAUGCCUCUUUCCUGACAGCUGGCACCACUGCAACGGUUGCUUUACUACGUGACGGCGCAGAGCUGGUGGUCGGUAGCGUUGGUGACAGUCGGGCAAUGUUGUGCAGGAAUGGAAAAGCCAACAAGCUCACCACAGACCACACACCUGACUGCGAGGACGAGAAACACCGGAUCCAGAGGUUUGGAGGUUACGUGACAUGGAACAGCGUGGGUCAGGCUAAUGUUAACGGGAGGCUGGCCAUGACACGAAGCAUUGGAGACUUCCACCUGAAAGCUAGCGGUGUCAUCGCAGAGCCAGAUACCCAACGACUCACCGUCCAACAUGCCAACGACUCGUUCCUGGCUUUGACCACAGACGGUAUCAACUUCCUGCUGAGUGAUCAGGAGAUCUGUGACAUCAUCAACCAGUGCCAAGACCCCACUGAGGCUGCUGAUGUCAUCGCUCAGCAGGCGUUGCAGUAUGGCUCAGAGGACAAUGCUACAAUCAUCAUCAUCCCAUUCGGAGCCUGGGGGAGACAUCAGAGCUCCACCACAGUGUACAGCAUGAGCAGGAACUUCGCUUCAAGUGGGAGAUGGGCAUAG